Messenger RNA from Hemisphaericaspora subhashii, 3231 nucleotides. It is a transcript of the gene SRO77, whose product is annotated as putative Rab GTPase-binding protein. Gene Ontology annotation, molecular function: syntaxin binding; myosin II binding; GTPase activator activity. Gene Ontology annotation, biological process: establishment of cell polarity; regulation of protein secretion; regulation of exocytosis. The coding region runs from base 1 to 3231 and encodes 1076 amino acids. Lineage: Eukaryota; Fungi; Ascomycota; Pichiomycetes; Serinales; Debaryomycetaceae. Gene Ontology annotation, cellular component: plasma membrane; cytoplasm. The record is from RefSeq and is a predicted model, not a curated record. The transcript has a single exon.
AUGUUCUCAAAGCUUAAGCUGAGGAAAGCACCACUUUCUCUUGGUUCAGUUUCAAAUAUCAUUAAAACGUCAGGAGCUAAAGAUCUUUCACCUGAUGGAAUUAAAGCCAAAAAUAUUGAUUUAAAAGUAAUUAAUCAAUUAGGUAUUCCUAAACAAUCAAUAGUUGCAGUUGCUUACGAUCCUGUUCAAUCUUUAUUAGCUGUCUCUACAACUAAUAAUGAUGUUAGAGUAUACGGACAAGUAAAUGUUGAAGUUAUAUUUGAAUUUAAUAUCAAACAUCCAAUUACAUUUUUACGGUUUGUUAAAGGGGUUUAUUUGGUAUGUUCUUCACCAGGUACUGGUUUAACUAUUUUAUCAUUACAUUCAAAGACAAUAUUAGGUACGCAUCUGUUUUCAGGUGCUGUAACUGCCAUUGAGGCAGAUCCGGCGUUAGAUUGGUUGAUUUUAGGAUUGAGCAAUGGAAGUUUAAUGGUUUAUGAUGUUGAUCGAUUAAAUUUAACUCCAUUUAGAGUUGAUAAUUUACAGAAAAAGAUCUUACCCAAGGAGAAAAUGUCUCCAGUCGUAUCCAUUGAAUGGCAUCCUCGUGAUAUUGGAACUGUAUUGAUUGCUUAUUCCCAUUGUGCAGUUGUUUAUUCGUUAGCUUCCGGAGAAAUUAAAAGUGCAAUGGUAUAUCUGAUUUCAAAAGGUUGUCGUGCAUAUGAUUAUUCAUCAUAUAUUCUUAAUGGAGGUAAAAAGAAAUUAUUUGGAAGUUCUAAAGAUAUUGCUCCAGAAGUUAAAGAAGCUCAUUUCCAUCCAAAUGGUUUACAUGCAGUUACUGUUCAUGUUGACAAUACCCUUGUAUUCUGGGAUGUUCCCAAUGCCACUGUUUUAGAAGCAAGAACUAUAUUCGAUACUCAUAUUCAUAAACCUGGUCAACCUUUGGAAGUCCCAGAAGCUUUUAAUCCAAUUGAACAAGUUAAAUGGAUUUGUGGAGAAGAUCCAGAAAAUACAAAAUUAAUUAUUUGUGGUGGUGAUCCUCAUAGUACUAAUCUCCUUCAUGUAUUGGAUUUCGGAUAUACCUUAAAAUAUUCCUUAACAUCUUAUGAUAAACAAUCUGAAUUUUAUGCUCUGCCAACAUCAGGACAAAGAAUGAUUCCAAUCACAUUCUAUCUCAAUAAAACUGAUCAAGUUGAAAGAUUAACCACAAUCCAACCAAUAACAACUAAUGGGUCCCCAUAUUUCCAUGGAGGUCAUGAUCCGGAAUAUUUAUUAUUGAUUUCCAAUUUACGACAAGUUUAUUUAAUCACAUUUUCAGAUUCUGCUGGUGGGCAAGGUAAUAGUGAUUUAGGUUCUGUUAUAUUACCUAUUUCAUUCUCAUUCAUUCAUCCGCCAUUAUGUUCUUAUGACGUCGUGGAAGUUCAAAGAGUAGAUUGGUAUAGUAUUUUAUCCAAUCGAGUCUCAACUGGGUCCAAUUCUCGUAUGACACCAUUAUUAACCGGUGGUGCAGCAGUAAAUCUCGGGUUCUUACCCAGAUCUAUCGGGAUGAAUGACUCACUUCGGAAUAUUCUUGUCAUGGGUCAUGAAGGUGGAUUAGUUAGAUUCCUAGAUGUGACUAAAGGAGAACAAGGAGAAAUGGAAUCCGUGGUCCAAAUCGGUCUUCGUGAAACAUUAUAUGACUACGGUGAACCAAAAGCACUUCGUGUCCAACAUGUUUCUUGUGCAUUCCAGAAUCGAGAAUUAUUAGUUGGAUUAGCAACUGGAGAAGUUGUCAUUUGUAAAUUUGGUAAGAAUCCAAACCGAGGUGCUGGAAAUCACACUGGAAAGACAUAUGCUGAUUCUCCGGUGGCUUUUCUGAGUGGAAAUGCCAAAUUAUUGGAUUUGAGAGGUAGAAUCCUGGGAUCAAUUACCCUGUCAGCAUCCUUCUUACCUCUGUAUCUCCUUCAAUUGGAUCCACUUGAGGAAAUCUCAGUUAUGAAGAUGAGUAAUGUCGGAUUUGCAGCUGUUGGGUAUACUUCUGGUAGAUUGGUCGUUUGUGAUAUUUCCCGUGGUCCGGCGGUGAUUCUUAAUUUGGAAAGCAUUCUGCAACAUUUAGUUUCUGUUUCUGGGAAUUGUUAUCCUACUUCUAUUGAGUUUGCAAUUAUGGAAUAUGGAACUGAUGGAUAUUCUUCCAUUUUGUUAUUAGUGGGUACUAAUUGUGGAGGGAAUUUACUUAUUUUUAAGAUUAUCCCAAUGGCCAAUGGAGGAUUUGAAGCUGUAUUUGCUGAUAAAACUAUUCAUUUGAAUUAUAGAAGUAGUGAUGGGAAUGCAGAAGCUUCUAAGAUUUCUCAAUUGAUUCCAAUUAGAGCUGAAGAUGGAUCAUCGGCAGUUGCAGAGAUGACAACAUUCAAUAAAUUAAGCCAAGGGAUUGUAGUUCCUGGGUAUGUCAUUGCCACAUCCGAUCGGGAUAUUAGAGUACUUAAGGUCCCUAAGACGAAAUUAUCCCAUAAAGUGGUUGACGAGACCUGCUUCAAAUGUAAUGUUGUCAAUUAUCAAGAUCAAGGAGUAGUAUUGGCAAUAUUAAUGAAAUCAGAGUUUGUUAAAUUCUGUUCAUUGCCCUCACUUACUGAUAUAGUAGAUAUAAGAAUGCCCAAGGAAGUUUAUUCAAAAGUGAAAUCAUCAUUAGAUUCUGGACUUGCAGAACAUUCCGAUCUUUUAUCAUCAGGUGAAUUAUUUGUUCGUUCUUCCAAAACUGAAUCCGUUUAUGUAUCAACUUAUGAAAAGGGUCGUUCUAAAGACAAACCAACUACUGAUUUAUUAUUCAAUGAAACUGCCGUUAUCCCACCUCGUCCAACCGCAGGUGCAUUACAAUGGGCUAAAGGACAGUCCACAGCUAUGACUGUUGACGAUCUAUCACUCUUGAUUGCAGGACCAAAUAGAAAACCAACCAAGAAUCCAGAGUCUCAAUUAGCGCAUAAUAUUAGCCCAGAAGCUAAUGUUAGUCAAGGAUACGGUGGAUAUAAUAUACUGGGAGCAAGAGGCGGUCAGCAUUCUGAUAAACCAUAUGAUGAACCUGUUAGACGAACAGGCACGAGUGGUCUGGCUGGCGGUGUUGGUACUCAAGGGUUUAUGAAGAGAAUUCAAGAGGGAAUACAGAGUGUGGAAGAGACUUUUAAUGAUUAUGCUAAUAAUGCCAGCGAGGCUGUGACAGGUACUGUUGAAGAACAAAAGAAGAAUAUGUAUAGUUCUGCUUUUAAAAGUAAGUUUGGAUUUUAG